This is a messenger RNA of Soboliphyme baturini, 495 nucleotides long. Lineage: Eukaryota; Metazoa; Nematoda; Enoplea; Dioctophymatida; Soboliphymatidae. The record is from the annotation of a GenBank genome assembly.
AUGCGACACGAAGCACGACCGCUCGGGUCGCUUCGAGGACACGUUGUGUGUGUGUGCGUGUGUGUGUGUGUGUGUGUCUGUGUGUGUGGAACGACGACAAGCCGAUCAAGCGACGGUGUGCCCUUGGGGUCUGACUGUCGUCGUCGUUUCCCGUUCAUUUGUCCGGUCGUCGCGCAGCGUGUCAGACGCAGGACAACGGUGAUAAAUCACAGUCCCCAUUCGGAAAGUAGCCUAAAAACCGGGUUCGGUUCCGACAGACCCCGGCCGGCGAAAAAACACGUUUUCGUCAAGCCGGGCAACAACUUUUUCCGCACAGGGUGGAGGGCGCGAACAGGCGAACAGGCGAAGAGGCGCUGCCGUUCCUGGCAGCUAUCGGCCGCCAGAUCCAAUCCGACACCAACCGAUCGUAUCGACUGCGGCCGAGUUCUACAUCACGUAGAGCAAGUUUUCGGUUUCAUGACGCAGCCGGUGAGGAAGGCGAUGGUAUCGCUGUGA